ACGAGCGCGUAGCGUACCUUCUACAAACAACAAACAUUGAUUUGACGAGCCGCUGGACGAGACGGAGCGAUCUUCAGAUUUGCAUUUUCCAUUUCUUGACUUUAUUGAUACAUUCAUUUCGUUAAUUUAUUCAUUUAUCAAUACAUUUUCAUCUGAAUUACUCAGUGUCAUAUUUUUGUCUGGUUUUAACAUUUCUUGUUUUUAACGUAUUCUCAGUCCGUGAGUUGUUAUUUUCACAGGUCAGAUGACAUCGUUCAUCGGAGGAAGCUCUUGUGGAGCUGGCGUACCGAGGGAUCAGAUCGCCUCGUUGUUCGUGGGGGACCUUCAUCCAGAAGUGUCCGAGUUCGUCCUCCAUCAGACGUUCAGCCCGUUCGGUCCGAUCCAGUCCGUGCGGGUCUGCAGAGACAGGGUGACUCGGCGAUCCCUGCGGUAUGGUUAUGUUAACUUUGUUAACCACGCCAAUGGUAAGUUAUCUCUCCGUUCUUCACCUUGACAUCUUGGUAAUAAACAUUUGAAUUUGAAAUUUCAGCCUUGUGUAUUUUUCUCCUCGAUGUUGUUUCCUGUAAAUCAUCUUUCAAUUAAGCUAUGUGAAGUGUGCCGUACAAACAAACUUGCUACGUCUUGUCUCUUAUCAACUCUGUCUUUCAGCUGAGAGCGCCAUGGACAGCCUUAUGUGUCAGGAUCUUCUGGGCAGACCCAUGCGGAUCAUGUUCUCCCAGCGUGAUUCCACUCUGAGGACGACUGGGGUCGGGAACAUCUUCAUCAAGGGUCUGGCCAGCAGCAUCGAUGGUGCCCGCCUUCAUGACAGCUUCUCAAUUUUUGGGAAGAUCCUGUCCUGCAAGGUGGUCUGCGAUGCACAUGGAUCCAAAGGUUAUGGAUUCGUCCACUUUGCCACCUUUGAAGCGGCAGAGAAGGCCAUCAAAGCGCUUGAUGGCAUGUUGUUGGACGACCAGCUAGUGUCCAUUGGCCACUUUAAAACCUUUCAAGAGCGUCAUGUUGAGCAGCAGGUCAUGGCUCAGGACAAUGAGAGGCACUACCCGGGGGUGAGUCUGUACGUGUGUAACCUGCCCUACAGCUUCAGUGAGCAGCAGCUGUACAGAGCGUUUUCACCCUUUGGAAGCAUCAUCAGUGCCAAGUUGAUGAUGGAGGCCGGACGCAGCCGAGGCUUUGGAUUCGUCAGCUUCUCCACCCUCAACGAUGCGACCACCGCCGCGUCUGUCAUGAACGGGCGAGUGGUUCAAAAACGCCUUGACGUUCAGCCUGAAAACCAGCUCGCGCUCCAGCCCGUCAGUCGACAGACAGCAGCGUGCGACCUCGCUCAGAGUCAGUAG
This is a messenger RNA of Triplophysa dalaica, 1331 nucleotides long. Its product is annotated as embryonic polyadenylate-binding protein A-like. The transcript has 6 exons. The record is from RefSeq and is a predicted model, not a curated record. Gene Ontology annotation, cellular component: nucleus; cytosol; ribonucleoprotein complex. NCBI's taxonomy places the organism in Eukaryota, Metazoa, Chordata, Actinopteri, Cypriniformes, Nemacheilidae. Gene Ontology annotation, molecular function: poly(A) binding; mRNA 3'-UTR binding; poly(U) RNA binding. Bases 660 to 1331 code for a protein of 223 amino acids.